CUAAUGACACCAAAAAAGGCCGAGGUCGGCGUCUUUUUUUCAUUUCAACAUUUUAUAUAAAUUCAAAGCUGUUUGUUAUAUGAGCUUGUGAUUGAAUGGCUAGUUUGUUCUAUGUCCAUAUCUGUUGUUGUUUGUGGGAGCAUAUAAGGGCAGCAGAUAACCACUGUUCUCUUCUAUUAAGCCCUCCUCCUACCAGGAAUGAUCCCUGGACAGCCACCUACUAGGGACGCAGUCUAGUCAUAACAGCGGUCUUAUCACUCUAUACCCUCCAUUAAGCCUCCAUUAAGAAACAGAAGACAUAUCAGGGCUGCGAAGAGCUCAAUUUUCAUGUCUGUUGACCAGCCUGUUGGGGGCUCAGUCCCUCCGAACACUGCCCAUGUAAGUGAUACCCGAUGAGUCAAUAUCAACCAUGUAUUGAAAUUAUAUGGGAGCCUACGAUAUAAUACAUAUAUACUCUAGCAAUGGGAAUCCGCAUCCAGCUCCUUGUUUUUACUGAAGCUGGCUGCUGGUAUAGUCCUAGGCUGAUACCGCUGCUGACAUCUAUAUAGGCGAUUAGUGUAUCGCUUCCAACGUGGGAAGCCAAUGUGGGAUAUGAAGAAGGGGAUGCAAAGGUUAUCAAUGCCAUGACUACAGGAUACCCAAGAUUCUUCGUCCAUAAGAGCAUCCAAUGUCUUGCAAACGAGGUGAUUGUCCGUUUUGGCCGGCAGGGAGACGCUGCCAUGCUAUUCCCAUCGCCUAAAACCGCUGCGUGCUGUAGGGACUUCCUCCUGUCAAAGAUACCCGAAGACGAAAAGACUGGAGUACGUAUUGUAAGGCUUGUUAUGCCGCCACAGAUUACCCCUGCAGAGCUCAACGGUAUCACAUCGGAGCUUUGUGCAGUGCUUUACCCACAAAAGUAUGGCGGUAUCUCGAAGCAGGUAUGGCAGCACAGUGGAUCGGGAAUCUCCAGUCGACGCGGCGAAUUUUGUCUCAAAGCGCUGAAUGGUGGAUAUCUCGUCGAAGAGUCUCAGGCGCAGGGACAAGGGCAAGCCAAGGGUGCAAAGGCAGACAGUGUCAUACACAAGGGGCCAAAGAGAUACCAGAAAGUUGAAUUGCACGGUUCAACUAAACUAGCUGAGCCCACGUCUACCGGCGAAGGGGAGUUCAGCCAGUUUAUCGAAGAGCGGUUUGGUCGAAACUUGGACAUGUGCCUGGCUAACAACGCGAAGUUGGCUGUCAAAAGGCGGAUUGCAGGGACAUUGUCAGCGACAGAGGCAGACUCGCAUAAUCCUGAGAACGCCCGUAUCCCGGGGCUCAACGAGGAGCAUGUCAUGCUCUACCCUACGGGUAUGAACUCGAUAUUCAAUGUGCACCAGCUCCUGCUCAAGGCCCGUGGACCCAUGAAGAGUAUCUGCUUCGGCUUCCCGUACAUUGACACGCUGAAGAUCCUGGAGAAAUGGGGCCCGGGAGUGCUGUUCUACGGCCUUUGCUCGACGGAGGAGAUAGAUGAUCUUGAGAAACGCCUGGAGGCAGGAGAGCGGUAUCUUGCUCUAUUUACCGAGUUCCCCGGGAACCCACUGCUGCGAUCACCGGAUCUUGAACGCAUAUAUGCCCUUUCGAGGAAAUAUGAGUUCGCCGUUGUCGUGGACGAGUCGCUGGGCAACUUCAUCAAUGUGAAUGUGCUCCCCUUUGCUGAUGUGGUGGUCAGCAGCUUGACGAAGAUAUUCAGCGGAGACAGCAACGUUAUGGGCGGCAGUGCAGUGUUCAAUCCGCAUGGACAGUUCUAUACGCUGCUCAAGGAGGUGCUGGCACAAGAGUAUGAAGAUGACUAUUGGGCCGAGGAUGCGGUUUUCCUGGAACGCAAUAGUCGGGACUUUGUCGGUCGUGUUGAGCGGAUCAAUAGGUCAGCGGAGACCUUGACCUCGUUGCUGGAAGCUUCGCCUCUGGGUAAGUCCAUCAGUUAUUGCUUUGGGCAUGGAAUUUGGGCUGUGGUUUUUUGCUUACUUUGUGUAGUCAAAGAUGUGUACUAUCCGAAGAACAGCCCAACAAAGGCGUUCUAUGACCGAUGUCGUAACCAGGGAGGAGGCUAUGGAGGUUUGUUCUCAGCUACUUUCCAUACGCCCGAGGCAGCAGCAACCUUUUUCGACAACCUUGCGGUUCUAAAGGGGCCUAGCCUGGGGACAAACUUCACCCUGAGGUUUGUUCUGUCUUGUGUGUCUUGUGUGUGAAGUAUUGAAGCUAACUAACGUGUCACAGCUGCCCGUAUACUAUUCUGGCACAUUAUCAAGAACUGGACUGGGCCAAAUCCCUGAACGUCCCGUCUGAUCUGGUGAGGAUCAGCGUUGGGCUCGAGGACGUCGACGAUAUGAAG
Molecule: messenger RNA, 2350 nt
Organism: Trichophyton rubrum CBS 118892
Lineage: Eukaryota; Fungi; Ascomycota; Eurotiomycetes; Onygenales; Arthrodermataceae
Exons: 2
Coding region: 624-2207 (527 amino acids)
Biological process (GO): transsulfuration
Molecular function (GO): cystathionine gamma-synthase activity; pyridoxal phosphate binding
Source: RefSeq, a predicted model, not a curated record